Messenger RNA from Suillus fuscotomentosus, 3646 nucleotides. RefSeq lists its product as uncharacterized. The record is from RefSeq and is a predicted model, not a curated record. Gene Ontology annotation, molecular function: protein binding. The coding region runs from base 359 to 3646 and encodes 1095 amino acids. The transcript is spliced from 10 exons. Lineage: Eukaryota; Fungi; Basidiomycota; Agaricomycetes; Boletales; Suillaceae.
CUUCACUUUUUACCUUUUUCAUUCGAAUUUCGCGCCUCAUUCAUUGAACGUCUCUACCGAUGAUCAGCAUGAGGAGGGCCUUCCACGCGCGGUAGCGACCCAACGACUCCCACGAAAGUCUUUAUAUUGUCACCCUCUGCGAUAGGCAAUCUUCGGAUGCUUCAAGUUCUCUAGUACGUCAUAUGCAAGGUCAAUACUGAUACGUCGAAAGGACCUAUUGCAGCAUGACCUGAACGUUUGAACCCCCAUCUGAGUCUUACCCGAAUCCCAUCCCUUCCUCCCGUCUUUCACCACUCAUUGUCCACCACGCAGCCCCGGGCCAUUCUCGAUCCUUGUCGUUUUGCUUCAUCGCACUAUCAUGCCCGGUACCUUAGAAAGCCGGUAUAUCAAACUCGAACUCAUCAGCGGGAGGAAUUUUAAAGUUCCCUCCCAGCGCAUUCCAGCAGGCAUCUACAUAUCCAUCAAUCUCGACUCGAGCAGGUGCUGGAAUUCAGCCAUUGGAGUCUUAUUAUCCGACGAAUCUACAGCGUGGGCCGAUACUGUGACCUUAUCAUUGGACACGUCACUUGCAUUAUCGGUGGAGAUCAGGGCCUCCUUCGAGCUCGAUCGGAUGUUGGGCAAUGGAGAAGUCGUUGGAAAACUUGAAACAUCAUGGGAUGCGCUGCUCGAUCAUAGAAGUGAACCUUUCAAUAUCUCGUUCCCGUCCGUUCUUAGUGUUCACCCUUCCCUCACGCUGGAGGCUGUUGUUCUACUUGAUAGCGACAUUCAGGACAGCGUACUGCUUAACUCCGUCGGUGAAUGUGAGAUUGUUCGGAAUACAGAUGCCGGCCAUGAACGAUUUGCCACAUAUAUGACAAGCAACACGGUCUCUCACCUGAACGAUGCCGUACAACAUUUUCAGUCGGUCCUGGACCAAUGUCCGGUCGGCCAUCUUGACCGUGCAGCAGCUUUCACUAACCUCGCGUGGGCCCGCCUUCAAGGCUACAUUCAAAACGACUCUCAAGACAUUGACUCUAUCAAUUCUUUAUUUCGCGAAGCCCUUGCAUUGCGUCCGCAGGGCCACCCCGAUCAUCCAUCAUCCAUCUAUCACCUCCUUCACGCUUUGAUUCGGUGCUACAGCGAGGAAGGCACCGCCGUUUAUAUUCAGGAAUCUGCGCAACUGUCCUGCAAAUUACUGCCCCUCUGUCCAGAGGGCACUUUCUUUCAUAGCAUUGCGGCAGGUGCAAAUAGCAUCGAUUAUGCGAUUCGUGCAUGUAACAAUCUUCCAACCGACGCAUCUGAUGAAGGCAUCCACUUUCGACAAGUCGUGCUCGACCUCUGUACUCUGGGGAGCGAACACCGUCCAAGAGCCCUCCAAGAGCUUGCACAGGCAGUAGAAGGACGCUUCCAAGAACGCGGCAGCAUUGAUGCCCUAGACGAGUGUAUACAGCUUCGUCGUGAAGCUUCACUCCAUUACCGCUUCGAUCACCAAGACAACUCUCAUGACCUCAAUGAGGCCAUCUCUUUGUACGAAGAAGGGCUGCGCUUGUGCCCCGUUGGGAAUACAUAUCGUGAUUUCUCAUUGGACAACCUAGGACUUGCCCUCCGCACCCGUUUCAAUCAACACAGUGAUGUUAACGACAUCAUGAGAGCCAUCAGCCUCCAUCGCGAGGCACUGACGUUGUGCCCGCCUGGGAAUUCAUAUCGUGAGACCACGCUCCACAACCUUGCUCUCGUGCUCCACGACAGAUAUGCCAAAUUAGAUGCCAGCGAGGAUCUUGACGAGGCCAUCGACCUGUACCGGGAAUCACUUCAGUUACAGCAGCAUGGCCAUCCCAGUCGCCAUAAAACUCUUGACAAUUUGAGCUCGGCGCUCCGUUAUCGUUUUACGCAAACUCAGAGGAAUGGAGAUGUCGAGGAGGCCAUCCGACUGUGCCAGGAGUCGUUGGAUACCUUGUCUUCACUGCACCUGGAUAGAUAUUUCAGCUACAUGGUGUUACAGGAAACCUAUCUGUCUCGUUACCGAGUGCAAUACGACCUUGCCGAUUUAAUUUCCGCACGCAUCAGAGAGGCUAUAGACUGGGCUCACCAAGCUGAGGUUUAUCGACACGACUCUGCUCUCGAAGCAUACCGAAUCUGCUUGGAGCUUUUCGACAAUCACGUGAUGGCACGAUCAACGAUCAUCUCACGACGUGAGGCUGCAACCGCUUUUCGCGAUGCACAGUCACUGCCAGUAGAUGCAGCCUCGUGUUCCAUACGUCGCGAGGAUCUGCAACAAGCAGUCGAACUCCUGGAGCAGGGUCGUGGCCAGCAGUGGUCGUUGGCCUCUCGACUUCGGACUCUGCUGGAAGACCUCGAGGUCACAAAUUCCAACUUUGCUUACAAGUUCUCGGAACUCAGCAAGCGUCUUUCUGAUGCUCAUGGUUCUGCCGGCAGCGCUGACCGAGUUGCUGCUGAUCAAGCAGCAACUCAGUACAGGAGACUUCAGGAGCAGUGGGGAGCUGCAGUAGCUGACAUUCGCAAUAUCCCAGGUUUCUCGCGAUUCCUGCUCCCCCCGUCUUUUACAGAAUUGCAAGCGGCAGCACGUCAUGGACCAGUCAUCAUUCUCGUUGCGAGUCAAUACUCGUGCAGCGCCAUCAUUGUCCCGACCUCGGGAGAACCACACCAUGUUCUCUUCCCGCGCAUCACUCUCGUACAUCUGGAGAGGCUCAAGAGCGACUUUGCCAGGGAGAUACGACUUGCCUCUUUUAUGCGACCAGAGGAGACGAGGAAGGAAUUGCAAGUCCUCCUGAGGAUAGUAUGGGACGAGAUCAUGCUUCCCAUCGUCAUUGUCCUCCAGCGGGAUCUCAGAGUGACAAGCCGGUCUCGAAUCUGGCUGUGUCCAACUGCAACCUUCACUUCUAUUCCUCUCCACGCAGCUCACCCUUUUCGAACGAAGGCGGACGGACGUGGGAGGGAACUAUGCCUGGAGAACGUUUAUAUCUGUUCUUAUACGCCGACACUUUCAGCUCUGAUCAGAUCUAGACAGACGAUGAAGACACGUGUAACUACUCCGUCCUUCGCUGCAAUCGGACAAAGUGUACCGGGUGCGGGGCAAGGUGGGGCGCUCUUGACUAUCGACAGCGAGCUCGAGCUCGUCCGCAAGCUCGUCCCUACGACGGCCAAAACUACCACUCUCUCUGGCGAUGACGCCACGCGAGCAGACGAACCUCUGACGCUGCUCGACAUCAUGGAGAACGACACUCCGCAAGCGGAGUUCGCAUUCUUAUCGGCGUGUCAUACCGCCGUUGGCGACGAGGAGACACCUAACGAAGUGAUCCACCUCGCAGCUGGACUGCAGUUUUCUGGAUUCAAGAGCGUCAUUGGCACGCUGUGGGUGGUGGAUGAUGCUAUCGCAAAACACGUCGUCGAAGCUUUCUAUGAGAAUAUGUUCAAGGAUGGUGCGAUGGACUGCACGAAGGCAGCCUGGGCGCUGAAUCGUGCUACGUGCUCGGUGAAGACGAAAGUGCCACUCGAGCAGAGGAUGGUUUUCAUACAUAUUGGAAUUACCCUCUGUGUCACGCUCCCGCACUCCCGCACUCCAACAAUCUUGUUUUCGCUUUUGCAGUUCAGCAAAGUCAUUCGUUGCUCGACGAUAACGUCCAGAGGCCUGUGCUUUGCUUUCUGA